CCCGUCAGCAUCCAACGGGCGCCGCUUCAAGUGAUCCCCCAACACCUAUACACCAGUAUCCAAAACCAAAUUCAUCGGCCCCACUCCCACGACACCGCCGAUGUGGCCGCUUCCUCGCCACAACUUCCACCCCCUCCUUACCAAGGCACGGUCCAUGCACCACCAUCCCGCUCCACCGAACCGCCGCCGCGGAAAGCAGCGUCCAGCCUUCGAACUCCGUGCCCACCCAAACCACGCGUCCCUCCCUCUCCUCCCCGCCGCCAUCUCUUGCCGCGAGACGCGAUGCCGCCGGCCGCCGCGCCGGCGACCCGGAGCCCGGUGCACCAGUCUCGCGUGCGGGUUCUCCGCCCUGGCAACGGCCGGACGCCCGGGCCGGUCGUGUAUUGGAUGCUGCGGGACCAGCGUCUCGUAGACAACUGGGCGCUCCUACACGCGGUCGGCCUCGCCGCGGCCGCGACCCCGGCCGUCCCGGUCGCCGUCGCCUUCGCGUUGUUCCCGCGUCCCUUUCUCCUCGGCGCGCGGCGCCGCCAGCUGGGCUUCCUCCUCCGCGGCCUCCGCCUCCUCGCCGCCGACGCCCGCGCACGCGGCAUCCCGUUCUUUUUCCUGGAAGGCGGGCAUAAGGAGGUGCCGGCACUCGUGAGUCGGCUCGGUGCGUCGGCCCUCGUUGCCGACUUUUCGCCACUGCGGCCCGUGCGAGAGGCCAUUGACACCGUCGUCGGGGAGCUUAGUCGCGACGCCGCCAGCGUGGCCGUGCACCAGGUGGACGCGCACAACGUGGUGCCGGUGUGGGCGGCGUCGGGGAAGCUGGAGUACUCGGCCAAGACAUUCAGAGGCAAGGUGAGCAAGGUGAUGGACGAGUACCUGGUGGAGUACCCCGAGAUGCCGUUGAUGGCACCGUGGGACGGGGAGCAACCGGAGGAUAUCGACUGGGACGCGCUGAUUGACAGGGUUUGCAGUGAGGCAGAGAAUGUGCCAGAGAUUGACUGGUGCGAGCCGGGAGAGGUGGCAGCAAAGGAGGUGCUUCUGGGGAGCAAGGACGGGUUCUUGACUAAGAGGAUCAAGAGCUAUGACACAGACCGCAAUGAUCCUACAAAGCCACGUGCAUUGUCUUGUCUUUCGCCUUACUUGCAUUUUGGGCACAUUUCUGCGCAGCGGUGUGCUCUGGAGGCAAAAAAGUGUCGUCAUCUUAGUCCAAAGUCAGUGGACGCAUUCUUGGAGGAACUGAUAAUAAGGAGGGAGCUAGCUGACAACUUCUGCUACUACCAGCCUCACUAUGACUCGCUGGCUGGUGCAUGGGAGUGGGCUAGGAAGACAUUAAUGGAUCAUGCUGCUGAUAAAAGAGAGUAUAUUUAUACGAGGGAGCAGCUUGAGAAUGCAAAAACAUCUGAUCAUCUGUGGAAUGCAUCACAGUUGGAGAUGGUGCACCAUGGAAAAAUGCAUGGAUUCAUGAGAAUGUAUUGGGCUAAAAAGAUUCUAGAAUGGACCAGUGGACCUGAAGAAGCACUUUCAAUAGCAAUAUAUUUAAAUGAUAAGUAUCAUGUCGAUGGCAGGGAUCCCAAUGGCUAUGUCGGUUGCAUGUGGUCUAUAUGUGGCCUUCAUGAUCAGGGUUGGAAGGAGCGCCCAGUAUUUGGAAAGAUACGUUACAUGAAUUACGCAGGCUGCAAGAGAAAAUUUGACGUUGAUGCAUACAUUUCUUAUGUUAAGAGAUUGGUUGCUCAGUCCAAGAAGAGGAAAGCUGAGGAAACUCCUAAUUCAGAAGCCAAGCAUUCCAAAGUCUGAGGUUGCUUAGUAUAAGAUAGGAAUAGCGGUCCGAUAUGUUUGAAACUUAGAAAUAGUUUGAGUCAGGUGUAGGUGAGUAAUGCUAAGUAGAUAUAGAGGUAGUUUCCUUUCUUUUUUGCUGGGUUUAUUCGAACACAGGAGACUGAAGACAUAUGCUAAGUAGAUAUAGAGAUUGGACAAGGUCUACGCUCCAGAUCAGUCUAGGUCACUGAUAUUCUUCAGAUGAUUAAAAAUUCAUUAGCGUUGGCUAACAUUGUCAAGUUUAGUUGUAUGUACUGAUUGCGAAUGCCAUAACUAUUUCGAAAUUAGCGAGCACUGUACUAUUGGAUGAAGUGUGCCAUAUGCUAAAUUAUGAAGUACUUGCUGGUGAUUGUGAUUUCACCCUGGAAUUUUCUA
Molecule: messenger RNA, 2175 nt
Organism: Phragmites australis (common reed)
Lineage: Eukaryota; Viridiplantae; Streptophyta; Magnoliopsida; Poales; Poaceae
Product: deoxyribodipyrimidine photo-lyase
Exons: 9
Coding region: 283-1779 (498 amino acids)
Biological process (GO): photoreactive repair
Molecular function (GO): deoxyribodipyrimidine photo-lyase activity
Source: RefSeq, a predicted model, not a curated record